AUGGUCUACUGCUGAUAGAAAGAAAGAAAGAAAAAGAAAAUGAAGAGCCAAACACAGCUUUCAAAGUUGAUCACUCUGUUCGGAUUCUGCGUUCCCAUUUCUUCUUCUUCUUGUUCAAUAUCUCGCAUGAAUCACAUCGCUCUGACUACUACAAUCAAUUACAGUAAAUUGAAAUUCGCUUCGCUGAGAACUCUACUGAAAGCGAAGAACCUCCCACUCUCGCUCUCUCCACGCGCCUUCGUUGCUCUUUCCCCUCUUAAUGUUGCUGCUAAUUACCUACGUAAUUUCCGCGUUUCUGGCAGUUACAUUUGCAGUGGAACCCUUCUAGGUGUUUCGAUCAUAUCUGCACCAGUUAUAGCUCACGCCAUGGAUGCUGGGGAUGCAUUGGUGGAUGAUCAUGAAUUACAGGACCUUGCAGAGGAGGAAGAAAAUGGACAAUAUUUGUGGAGAUUAGCUAGAAAAUUUUGGCUUCCUAUUUUCUUCUUUAUCACGGUGUUGACAAACUUGGAUGACUCAAUUACAAUAUUUUGCAUUAAACUUACUUUAUUCCUCCUUAGCACAAAACCCAACCCUUUCUCCGUCUAUGUAUUUGUUGAACAGCUGUGUCAAAAGUGUAUGCGCCAAGAAGCUCGAUUUCUUAAAUUAAAGUCACUAUAUGCCAGCAAAGUUGAAGUGCAGGACUAUAAGCUUCUUUGCUUGGCUGCUGUUGAAGUAAGAGAUCAAAAGUUCACUUUAGUUGGAAUUCUUGGUAGCUGGUGGACUUUGCCACAUUUACAAUUUUGGGAAGCAUUCUCUUUUGUCAGAAACAGAAUUGAAAGUAUCUUGGUGAGAACAACUUAACCAGGGAGUUGUUUUGCCCCUUCUGGAGUUUCAA
Messenger RNA from Vigna umbellata (rice bean), 874 nucleotides. RefSeq lists its product as uncharacterized. NCBI's taxonomy places the organism in Eukaryota, Viridiplantae, Streptophyta, Magnoliopsida, Fabales, Fabaceae. The record is from RefSeq and is a predicted model, not a curated record.